This is a messenger RNA of Acytostelium subglobosum LB1, 819 nucleotides long. RefSeq lists its product as hypothetical. Bases 1 to 819 code for a protein of 272 amino acids. Lineage: Eukaryota; Evosea; Eumycetozoa; Acytosteliales; Acytosteliaceae. The record is from RefSeq and is a predicted model, not a curated record. The transcript is spliced from 2 exons.
AUGCAUGAGGAUAUGCCCCAGACUCUACGUCCUGCCGCGCUCGUCAAGCUUCCAACCUGGCUGCCACCCACCUGCAGACUCAAUCUCAACAAUAUUCUAGUCAAUGUUGAGCAUCCUAUAAUGUCAAGAGUCAACACAUUCACAGUGGUCGUGCAUCGCGAAGCCCAACUAGAGUACCUUCGAGGGUUGGCCACCUUCAUCCAUAACACAUCUAUCAGAAGAUUGGUCUUCACAAGUUUCAAUCAGGUCGCCACACUGGCUGUACUCGCUGAGCAUGAGAGUCUACUCUCGCUCACUGUUGAACUCGAGAUUGAAUACGGACGGCGACCAGACCCAGUUGGAUGGAACAGUAACUCGAUGGCCACACUUGGACGACUCAAGAACAUCGAGACACUCUAUCUCAAUCCAAUGAUCCGUAAUUAUCAAGAUGUGUUCAUGGCAUCACUAAUACAAAUGGAGUCACUGACGACGUUACAGGUCUAUCUGGUCGGGUCAAACCCGGCCAUCACCAAGACCCUUGCGUCCAUGUCGCGCGGCGCAAGUUUGCGCAACCUAUACAUCGAUCACAUGAUGAUGUGCAAUGUUGAUACACCAUUGCACUUUGACCUCGACAAUCUGGAGAUCAACUGUUCAUCUGUUGGUCCGAAUGACAAGUUGACACCGCUCACGCGUGGAUCUCGUAUACAUCAUCUCAGACUGUAUCGUGGCUCACGUAACUUGAUCAAUCGAUAUAUAACAGAUUGUGAGACGCUCCAUUCAUUAAUAUACGAGCGUGUUCAUUUGGUUCAGCCACCAAUGACAUAUCAAUGGAUCCCUUGA